This is a messenger RNA of Fulvia fulva, 1281 nucleotides long. RefSeq lists its product as uncharacterized. The transcript has 2 exons. Bases 1 to 1281 code for a protein of 426 amino acids. NCBI's taxonomy places the organism in Eukaryota, Fungi, Ascomycota, Dothideomycetes, Mycosphaerellales, Mycosphaerellaceae. The record is from RefSeq and is a predicted model, not a curated record.
AUGGCCUCCAACUCGACGUCCAUCAGCACCACCAUGUCGUCUGCCGCCGAGUCUAGCUCGUCGGCUGCACCGAGUACCACGGCAGCCAGCAGCACUUCCGUCUCCUCCGUCUCCUCCGUCCCCUCCGUCUCCUCCGUCGACACAUCAUCCAUCGCCGAGUCCAUCUCAUCUGCCGUAUCCUCGUCGAUCGCAUCACCAACAUCCACCUCUGCGGAACCCACCAGCAAUACCGCAAUUGUUUCUACGGCAACCAUAUCCGAAUCAUCCAUCCCGCCCACCACAGCAGUCGUCACGUCCGUGGUCACGCGCACACCCACUUCACCGGGCGAGACACCUGUCGUCGUCACAGUCACCGCGACGAACCCGCCCACCAACACACCCAUCACCACCGGAAUCACCAGCACUGGCCGCACCUCAGCGACAUCCUCGUCACCUGCGCUCAACACCGGUGGGAGUGGCAAUGGAGGCAACGGGGGUGGCGGCGGCCUCAGCACAGCAGGCACCACUGCAGUCGCCGUCGUAGUUCCAGUCGCCGUUGUCGCGCUUCUCGUACUGGGAGGCAUCUUCUUUUGGCGGAAACGGAAGGCGAAGAAAGCAUCCGAAGAGCAGCGUAGGAAAGAGAUCGAGGACUAUGGGUUCAACCCGAACAACGAUCCUACUCUCCCGGCUGUCGCAUCAGACAAUGGCGCCGAAAUGGCGGAAGACACCAGCGGCUAUAGAGGGUGGGGUGCAGCGACCGGCAGCAACCGGAAGAUGUCGACGACCCUGAGCGGCGGCCACACCCAGGGCCAGCUUUCGGACGCAGGUAGCAACACAUACGGCAGCCAACUUGGUCCAGGCUCGGCUUCGCCUACGGGUGGCAAUUCUGAUGGACAUUCUGCCGACCCUCUGAUGCACCAAAGGCGAGAAACGAUGAACAGCGACGUAGGAUCUCUCGGAGCCAUCGGUGGUGCACCUGUAGCGGGCACUGCGGCCGCAGGAGUAGGCGUUAAGCGCGGUCCUUCCAACGCGUCGUCCACAUACAGCGUUGGGAACCACUCUGACGUAUCUGACGGCCCACCACCCGGAGGCCUGGGUAUGAGCCAGUCUUAUGAAGCCUACAACCCCAAUGGCUUCGGUUAUAGUCAACAUGGCCCCUACGGCGACGGCACAUACGGCGGCGCUCAACAGGAUGGUAACGGCAUGCCCGUAGUUCGAGACGUCAGUGCACGCCGUAACACGCGGAUACAGCAGCCUGGCAACUACCAACAAGGCAACUCCGGCAUUGCACAGAACUUCUAG